Messenger RNA from Sporisorium graminicola, 3810 nucleotides. RefSeq lists its product as uncharacterized. The transcript has a single exon. Gene Ontology annotation, molecular function: metal ion binding; protein binding. Bases 1 to 3810 code for a protein of 1269 amino acids. NCBI's taxonomy places the organism in Eukaryota, Fungi, Basidiomycota, Ustilaginomycetes, Ustilaginales, Ustilaginaceae. The record is from RefSeq and is a predicted model, not a curated record.
AUGACGCCACCAGAUCCUCUGACCGCAGGUCACGACGACGGCGAGACUGCAUCGACACACGAUGUCUGGGCCAACCUCGCAAGCUCAUCAUCGACCCAAGAAGAGCCGACCCAUCCUCGCUUCGAUGACGCUAAUGGAGGAGCAAGCGCAAGCAUGCAUGCUCCCGCUUCUGCCAAGUCCAGCUACACCGCCCCACCAUCAAACGACGCCUCUGGCUUCCCGUCUACAGGCUUGACGGCUCGAGUGACCCGCGACAGCUCUUCCUUUGGCUCGAAGGUGUCUGCCAACGGCAGCGACUCCCGCAGAUUCAAGUUCACGCCUUAUGAAGCCGAAAAUCUCUGGGGCUCUUCAUCCUCCUCCUCUUCUUCGAAGCCAUCCAAGGCCUCGCAGAGUGCCCUAUCUCCGAACGCUUCCGUCUUUAAGCCAUCACGAUACGUGCCAGAGCAGUCUCAGCCUGCUGCCAGCACCCACGACUUCCAGGAUCCGCUUUCGAGCGCAUACAGCUCCGAGACCUCUUCGCUUCAGGCUGUCGAUGACGCACAGCAGCAACAUCGCGAAAGCUUGGCAAACGGCGAUGCGCAUCAAGGCGACGAGACUGUUCGGCAACAACAUGCCACUGAUGAUGCAGCCGUCCAGCCACAGACCGAUGCAGCGACGUCAUCAAACGCGGCCGAAAGCGAUGACGAGGACGAUUUUGUGUAUAAAGCAACCACCAACUCCGGCAAUGACCCUCCGGUGGCGCAUGAUGAGCCCGAAGCUUCCUCCGCCUCUGGAAAGACCGGCUCGCGGGGACAGGCGCUCACGGAGGAUCAGCCGCCCGCCACAAACCUUGCCGUUCCUGAGCAAGGCGAAGGCCCCGAUGUUGAAACCAGAGGUCAACAACCCGCAACCUCUCGUUCAGUGAUCGAGCAAGUGGCAAAGAUAGACUACGACACUCUGGCUGAGCUUUGCAGCCGUGGCACCGUCGCCGAAUUGCAAUCCUUCUUCGAAGCAGCGUGUUCCAGCUCGUCCCGAGGAGCCGGAGUGUCGAUGUUCGCUCUUUCCAAUGAUCCAAAUCCGAGCAACGGCCUUGUGCCACUCCAUUUCGCUGCCAAGGAGGGCCAGACCGAUAUCGUGCGCUGGCUCAUCACUGAAGCCGGCGCCAUCGUCGAGAUGGAAGAUCGCGAAGGCGAAACACCCCUGCACAAAGCCGCGAUGGCAGGAAAGCUCUCCGUCACCUCCGUCCUCCUGUCCCACGGCGCCGAUGCCAACGCAAAAGACACCGACGGCUGGACUGCACUGCACAACGCCUGCAGUCGUGGCUACCUCGAUCUCGUUCGUCUCCUCAUCGAUCGCGGCAGCGCUCACGUCGACAUCCAGGGUGGCAGAGGCGCAUGGACACCCCUCAUGAACGCCGCUUCCAAGGGCCAUUUGCCCGUCGUGCGCCACCUCACGGCCAAGUAUCAUGCCGAUCCGUUCGUGCGCAACGCCGCGGGAGAAACGGCCUUUGACGUUGCAGCCGCCACGUUUGAAGUCUACAUCUGCGAAAUUCUUGAGCGGUACGAAGCGGAACGAUGGAAUGCAUCCAAAUCCACCCCUGCCAGUCCCUCUCGCCCUGGCCGGAUCAUGCCAGGCCGCGGUCCUUACGAACCGCUCGCCUUGCAUACAACCGUCCCCGUCGUCUUGCACGAAAACCAGCGCCUCGACACCCGUCUCCAGACACUGGCCAUGAAUGGUGGCAAGCCACGCUGGAGCUCCUCGAGCGCAGCCCGCGCCCACAAGCCCGACAAACGCUCUCCCAGCUCCAUGCCACCAGGACCUCUAGCGCCUAGUCGCACGCGCCAUGCACCCAUGCGACAAGAUGACGUAGGCCUUCCAACGCGCUCGCUCCCGUACAAACUUCGCCUGCGGACUCGCGUAGGCCCUGCUGCCCGGAGACGAGCCGCGGCCCUCGCAGCGCAGAACAGCCACGAGGACGAUAUGGCCAGCACGCCUACGCCCGAGUCCGUCCUGCAGGCUCAGCGCGGUAGCCAAGCUGCCGACGGCGUUUCCUCCCAAAACACUGAAGAGGAGACUUCUCACUUUUGGUUGUGCGAAUGGCAGUUGGACACCACCCAUCCGCUAGUAGAUGUCGAGCAUGGCUGGCAGUAUGCCCAAUCAUUUGAUGCGCUCGACGACAAGUGGUCUUCCCAGCCACCGCCUCCGCUCGAACGAUUGCUGGAAGGACGCGGUCUCAGUGCUUCCGUGACGCGAGCUCUCACCGGCGGAGCAGGUCUAGCAAAUGCACAGGCUGAUCAAGAAGCCUCCUCGAGCGGAUGGGUUCGCCGCAGACGAUGGAUACGCGUCCUACGACGUCGCCUCGACAUCGAGUUCGGCGACGACCUGGAAGCAUGCGAAGGUGUCGGUUCUGCUGCUUUAGAUCACGCGGAUUCCAGCAACGAAUCUGAUGCGCACGGAGGAAGUAGCCACGGCCUGUCGACUGCUGCGAUCAUGGCUGCCCAAGAAGCUGCCAAGGCCGAGUGCUCCCAGCUCGGCCCGGAUGCGGACUACGUUAGUCGAGCAAAAGCCCUUGCUGGAUCCAGUGCAGCCUCUGGCGCCACACCCGCCGACGCAAUCGGCGAUGAUCGCGACGAGCUUGCGAGGCGGAUCGCUCGUCUCGUCAUGGCCAUCACAGAGCUUCGAGCAGCCUUUGAAGAUGAUGACGUCGAGCGCAGAAGCCGCGCUGAAGAGCUGCGUAGGGAGUACACCCUGCAGCUGGGUCAAUUGCGAGAGGCUACCGGUCUCGAUGAAGAUGAAGACGAAGAUGCGGCUGAUGAUGACGAUGAUGAAUUUAUCUACCCAAACUCUUACAAGGACGACGGCGCCUCUGUCUUCACUCGCUUGGUCAAUGCAGAAACCUCUGGCACCCUCUCGCGGCCGCCCAUCUCGCAGCGCCAGAGCAGUGCUGCCUCGCUGCUGCGAAACAGCGUCGCGGCAUCCGAGGCCGGAACGUCCCUGGCUGCUGCACGCAGCGCCGAUCUCGCAGCGAACCGAGAGUUCCGCGUGCCCACCAAUGAAGCGCCAAACAAGGUGACGCUGCGACGCGGACCAGCAAUGCGCGAGCAAAACCUGCAGCCUCAAUGGCAGCGCGACGAGGAGGCAAGGGACUGUCUAGGCUGCGGACGCCACUUUACCUUUUUCCUGCGCAAGCACCACUGUCGACGAUGCGGCCGUAUUUUCUGCGAUGCCUGUUCGUCCAGGCGUGCGCAGUUGAGCAUGGCGGAGAUCGUCGUCGAUCCAAGUCUGCCAGGCAUGGCAGCCUCGGAGGUGCUCGCCCCGACACGAGUCUGCAACGGCUGCCACGCCGAGCUGCAGUUGCCUCCACAACUGCAAAACAUGCGGGUGGCCGAAGCGAUGAUGGCUGGUACGCGAACGCGUGCUGUAGGCGAGCCUUCUGGCCGCUCCGCCGUAGAGACGCAAUUGGACGAAGGCGCGCUCCGAUCGACGCUGGCACCCCCGAGCGACGUCUCGAGCCGGGCCAGCGAGCUGACUGAGUGUCCCGUCUGCUCCACCUCGCUGUCUGCAUUGGGUGGCUCGGAAGAGCAAGAGGCCCACGUGCGCAACUGUCUCGAGAAUGGUGGAGGCGGAAGCAUGCAAGGCGGAAGGUAUCUGGUCUACAAGCUGCCCGAGAACUCCCCUAUCGUCGGAAAGGAGUGCUCCAUCUGCAUGGAGGAUUUUGUUGCCAAUGGCAGUAUUGCGCGUCUGCCGUGCUUGUGCUACUUCCAUCGUGGCUGCAUCGACUCUUGGUUCAAGAGAGGACGCUCGUGCCCUGUGCACGCUCGCGAAUGGUAG